Molecule: messenger RNA, 3564 nt
Organism: Penicillium odoratum
Lineage: Eukaryota; Fungi; Ascomycota; Eurotiomycetes; Eurotiales; Aspergillaceae
Product: heavy metal translocating P-type ATPase
Exons: 3
Coding region: 1-3564 (1187 amino acids)
Biological process (GO): monoatomic cation transport
Cellular component (GO): membrane
Molecular function (GO): metal ion binding; ATP hydrolysis activity; ATPase-coupled monoatomic cation transmembrane transporter activity
Source: RefSeq, a predicted model, not a curated record
AUGAGUUGCUCCUGCUACCAGCCUGCUACGCCCCCUCUACCAAAUGAAUCCCCGUCCGAUGAAAGUACCCAAAUCGACGUGGGAAAUCAAAUUUGUUUGAACGUGAAUGAUGAAGUCAGUACAGUACGAUGCAAUCCUGGGGCUGUUGAAGCCAGCAGCUUGGAUGUGACCGUAGAUGACGGGUAUGACAAGGAUGGCGCGACACGAGACGGGAGUUGUCAAGAUGAUUGCUGUGGCAGCGUCUCGGCCAACACCAGAAGUGAGGAAGCCCAAAAUGAGAAUAACCAUAUUCUGCCCUCCCUCCAAUGUCCGGCAACUGCCUGCCGUGACAAUAAUCGCUCUGGUUCUUCCCAACAAAAGACUGGCCCAGGAAGUUGCUGCGAUGAUCAGCCUUCGGAGACCUUUUGCAACACGGAUGUCUCACCCCCUGGUGACUUGGCCUGGGAAGAUUCCGAAGAAGGCCUUGCCAUUGAAGCUAGCGAGGGAACGGCCAAUACUUAUUUGCGCGCGCAUUUCCCAAAAUGCUGCUCGAGCACCCUUUCAUCAAGCAACUCUGCUCCAGCCGAAUUGAAAGAACCAGAAUGUUGCAGUGGCGUGCCUACCCCAUGCUGCGACGAGACUUGUCUGGAUCGCUUGGCUUUACGCAAGUGUCAUACAGGUAUGGACAUCCAGCGCGUUGAAGCCACUCAACAAGCUGAGACAUUGAAAUCAGUGCCGAAUAAGGGUGAUGCCCCCCAACGCAGAGCCUGCGAUCAUCAUCGACGUGCUGUCCGCGAACAGUAUGCCGCUACACUAGCAACUCUAGGAUGUAUCUGCCGUGCUCUUAUUGCUCUAAGCAAGGAGACAUGUUGCCUUCCUCGAGGGAUGCCUUCGCCAUUGAGGAAACGAAGCUCCAGAGAACCGCUGAAAGGGCCCAAAGCGACGCAAACGUCCGGCUCUGAGAACGGGUUUGUGGAGAGCUGCUCUGGUGAGUCUCACUGCAAACCUAAAAGCUCUUGUUCUGGGGACAAAGUUUCUGCCCUUUGCAACUCUGAAAGUCCAUUACGUGCCAGUACCAAAUCCCCGAAGCUAGUUCAGGUAGCCUGCACCGGGGUGGAGAGCAAGAACAGUGAGACGAUGGCCUCUGACCUGAAGAGACAAAACACUGGCGCCGAGCAUGUCAUUCUCUCGGUUUCUGGCAUGACUUGCACUGGUUGCGAGACGAAACUCAACAGAACUUUAGCUAUAGUGUCAGGUGUCAGGAAUGUAAAGACGAGCCUCAUCUUGUCCCGUGCAGAAUUCGACUUGGAUCUCAAUAUGUCGAGUGUCAAAUAUGUGAUGAAACAUCUACAGCGUACUACAGAGUUUCAAUUUGAUGUGAUCACCAGCAGCGGAUCGAGCAUGGAUAUCAUUACGUCUGAGGAUCUGUCAACGUUCGUCAAUCGGCCAUGGCCAGAAGGCGUGACAGACGUAUCUGCCGUCAACAAGGACGAAAUUCGCGUUUCUUUUGAUCCAGAGCUUGUCGGGGCACGCGACCUCAUAGAGAAACAUUGGGCAGGGGUUGCGAGGCUAGCGCCUACCCGCGACGAUCCAGCUCUUGGGGCUGGAAAAAAGCAUGUCCGUCAUGUCGGAUAUAUCACACUGUUUUCUGUGAUUCUUACCAUUCCAGUCUUGGUCUUGACGUGGGCUCCGAUUCCCGAGCGAGAAAUACCCUACAACUCUACAUUAUUGGCUCUGGCAACGCUAGUUCAAGUUAUGGUUGCAGGCCCCUUUUACCCAAAGGCGCUGAAGGCUCUUAUCCUUUCGAAGGUCAUUGAGAUGGAUCUCCUUGUUGUUUUGAGCACCACUGCAGCUUAUGUCUUUUCCCUUAUCUCGUUUGGCUACCUCGUUGCUGGCAACCCGUUGUCAACAGGCCAUUUUUUCGAGACCAGCACACUUUUGGUCAGCUUAAUCAUGGUUGGGCGUUAUGUUGCCGCACUUGCCCGUCAGAAAGCAGUCGAGUCAAUCUCUAUUCGAUCACUUCAGAGCCAAAAUGCUGUCCUGGUGGACGGUUUCAACUCGUUCGAGGGUAGGGACAUCGACGUCAGGCUUUUGCAAUACGGGGACAUUUUUAUGGUGGCCCCCGAUACAAGGAUUCCGACGGAUGGUACCAUUGUGUCUGGCUCAUCUGAAGUGAACGAGUCAAUGCUCACUGGGGAGUCUCAUCCUGUCGAGAAGGGCCCUCAAUCCCGCGUUAUGGCAGGGACGAUUAGUGGCUCAGGAACUUUACAUGUUCGGGUCACUCGACUGCCCGGCGACAACACCAUCACCGCUAUCGCUGCAAUGGUGGAUGAAGCUAAGCUAUCCAAACCAAAGAUGCAAGAGCUGGCAGAUAAAGUGGCUUCUCACUUUGUCCCUGUCAUUGUGGCCCUGGCCAUUGCUACGUUUGUCGUCUGGAUUGCAGUUGGUGUGGCGGUCCAAGGUAAGACCGGUUCGGAAGCUGCCGUCCAGUCCAUCACCUACGCCAUUACCGUGCUUUUUGUCUCCUGCCCCUGUGCUAUUGGCCUCGCCGUUCCCAUGGUGGUUGUCUUCGCGAGCGGUAUUGCGGCAGAGCAAGGAGUGAUCUUUAAGUCCGCUGAUGCCAUCGAAGUAGCCUAUAAGGCGUCUCACGUGGUUUUUGACAAAACAGGAACUCUGACCAAGGGCAACCUAAGUGUAGUCGUCGAACACUGUCUUGAGAACGGUGAAACACAACUGCUCUUCCUCCUAGGCCUCAUCAGCAACAAUAAGCACCCGAUCUCUGUGGCAGUUGUUGACCACCUAAGGCGCAAUGAAGUUAUUACAACGGCUUUCCCAGGAGUCAAAAGUCUGACCGGCCGAGGCAUGGAGGGUGAGGUGGCUGGGCAAACGAUGCGGGGGGGAAACUCUCGCUGGCUAAAUGUUCAAAACCACCCACUGGUACAGCAAGUGCUUCUCCAGGGCUAUACUGCGUUCUGUUUUACCAUCGACGGUGUAUUGUGUGCAGUCUCUGGCCUCGAGGACUCUCUCAGGGAUGACGCAUGUCAGGUCGUCACAACUCUACUAAGACGGAAUGUGUCAGUCCAUGUGGUAUCGGGUGAUGAUGCCGAGCCCAUUCAAAAAGUAGUAUCGAUUUUAGGGAUUCCAGAUAGGAAUGUCCAAGCUCACAGCUCUCUAUCUGACAAGCAGUCCUACAUUAAGAAUCUUCUGGGAGACUCAGUGAAUGUUAAGGAGCCCGUUGUCAUCUUUUGCGGAGAUGGAACCAACGACGCCGUCGCGUUAGCGCAGGCAACUGUCGGCGUCCACAUGAGUACAGGCAGCGACAUUGCGCAAGCUGCCGCCGAUGUGGUGUUAAUGAGGCCAGCUCUAUCCGGAGUUAUUACUGUGAUGGAUACGAGCAAAGUUUCUGUACGGCGCAUCAAAUUUAACUUCGGGUGGAGUUUCAUAUACAACACAUUUGCCGUGCUUCUUGCUGCUGGGGCGUUCGUGAAAGCUAGGAUUCCCCCUGAAUAUGCUGGGCUGGGUGAACUUAUCAGUGUGUUGCCUGUCAUUAUCGCUGCAGCUCUUUUGCGAUGGACCAAGAUCUAG